GAGUAUAGCUUGGCUGCUUGCCUUCUCCCAUAGUUUUGCUUACCAGUUUCCCCUCAUCUACACUGCAGCUGUCGUUGAUGCUUCUAUAGACUGUAGGGGCGAUGUCGACCAAAAUAGAGCUCUCCCUGUCCCGGCCCAACCGCAUCUACCGCCCCUCCGAGCCUCUUGAAGGCAAGAUCGUGGUGAUAUCUGCUUCUUCCAUCUCUCACUAUGGAAUUCGCAUCGUCCUCAACGGAUCUGUCACCCUCCAGGUUCGAGGAGGUUCGGCCGGAGUUAUCGAGUCCUUAUAUGGUGUUCUCAAGCCAAUUAUCAUCCUGAAUAGGAUCAUCGAGAUUGAACCUUCUGGUAGAAUUGUUUCAGGUACAACAGAGAUACCGUUCUCUAUAACUCUGUGGAACCCUAAAGAAGAUAAUUCGGAAAGAUUUUAUGAAACCUUCCAUGGAACAGAUAUUAGCAUCCAGUAUUUGGCAACUGUAGAUAUAAUGAGAGGAUACCUGCAUAAAUCAUUAUCUGCUACAGUGGAAUUCAUAGUAGAAAGUGAUAAAGCUAAUCUUCUUAACCAACCAAUUUCUCCUGAUGGUAUCUUUUACGUUACUCAGGACACUCAAAGACAUCCUAUACUUCCUGAACUGAAAUCAGGUGGCUUUCGCAUCACAGGAAGAAUAUCCACACAAUGUCCGAUGCUUGAACCUCUUGGUGGAGAACUAACUGUAGAAGCAUCCGCACUUCCCAUUUCUUCUAUCGACAUUCACUUACUUCGUGUAGAGUCAGUUCUUCUUGGCGAAAAAAUCAUCACGGAAACUUCAUUGAUACAGACUACACAGAUAGCAGAUGGAGAUGUCUGUCGCAAUAUGACGCUGCCUAUAUAUGUUGUAUUACCCCGUCUUUCGACUUGUCCAACUGUCUUAGCUGGUCCCUUCUCCAUCGAAUUCAAAGUUGCAAUAGUCAUCACCUUUCAGUCUGAAUUAUCCAGACGACAUCCAAAAUCAGAUCCACUAACUCCAAGAUUAUGGAUGGCAAUGGAGACUCUCCCACUUGAACUUGUUCGAACAAGGUGAGCUCCACAAACUUUUUGAACAUCAUGCUCGAUAACAAGCAUGUGCUUGAUUAGUUAUAAACUUCAAUGUGCAAUCAUCUUUCUAGUUGUAAUUUGUGGGAAUACUAAAAACUUCAAUAUGGUUGUACUUGUGCAUUGGAUAUUUAAGAUAGUCGGUAAAUGAAAUAUUGAAUUCAUGUUACCGUUCCAUGGGAUUGAAACAAAACCUGUUUGAACUAGGAGCUUAGAUCUGUUGGUUGAUA
Hibiscus syriacus is the source of this 1299-nucleotide messenger RNA. Its product is annotated as vacuolar protein sorting-associated protein 26C-like. Gene Ontology annotation, cellular component: endosome. The transcript has 10 exons. The record is from RefSeq and is a predicted model, not a curated record. Gene Ontology annotation, biological process: intracellular protein transport. Bases 102 to 1058 code for a protein of 318 amino acids. Lineage: Eukaryota; Viridiplantae; Streptophyta; Magnoliopsida; Malvales; Malvaceae.